CAGAACGACUUUUCCGAUCCUCAAGGUGGAAAAGGAAUAUGCGACCGCCAAGCAGCGACUAUUAAAGGAGACAUUGGAAGAUAUGUAAACGAGGGCAAUGAUUUGACAACAGCAAUUCAGCUCAAAACAGCCAUAGAGUCUGGUCCAGGAUCUUGCGCUAAGGCUAGUUACGUUACAUUCAACCCGUCAAGCACUCGGCACGUCAAAUGGGAUGGUGUAAGCUUACUCAACAACUUCAAGUAUGAGGAGAACAGAAUACGAGCGUGGAGGGCAUUUAAUGUGGGUCCUGGAAAGUUGCUACCGUGGUCUCAGUUUGAAGGAGUUUUGCAGGUCCUUUUUAAAUGUCGUAAAAAUGACAGUGCACAUUAUUUGUUCUUCGGUACCCUCUUUGGAAAAUUCUUAGUAUUUUUCAUCGAAUAUUGUCAAAAUUAAACUUUAUUUUCUCUAUCAAUGACAGACUGUAGUGUUGUUUGACAAGCGCAAUCAAUAAAACAUGUAAGUCGCAAAACUCAUAGUGUUUUUAAUAGUCGCAUUGGACAACAGAAUGAAGAGGAUACAAAACUCAUUGGAGACAGUUCCUGCUUGGUAGUACAUUUUUUAGUUGUUAUUUACCUGAGCCCAUAGGGACGAGCUAUUUUGAAAGGUCAAAUAUCUUCAUGGAUUGGAAAAAAUAUAUUCCUAUUCCAGUGCGGCUACUUUUCACAGCUCUUGCUGAGUGACCCGAAACAACUUUCUGUAUGGUGCAAAAAUCAAUACUUUUGAACAUGAUGUAUUACUCAGUAAGUGACACAGGCAUAAUCGGAAAAAAAAUCCGAGUGCUUCAUGGGACAAACAUCCUGCAUACUGCUAGGAUUGGAAUGUCAUGUGUGGCAUACGCGCAAUGGAAUAAAUGUGAUGGAAUAUUUUUAAGCCUGGUGAAUAAAUGAGAAUGAUGUAUUAUUCAGUAAGCGACACAGGAGUACUCAGAAAAAAAGAAAUCCGAGUGCUCUCGGCCAUCAGGAGUCGAAACUAUCGACAUCGUGUCAGGUUAUGCCUAAGUGACACGAUGAGACGGUACGGGUAGUCAUCUCCAAUAAACUCGUUGGCUUUUAAAAACACGCAAUCUUGCUAAAAUCAAUUCUGGUUCAAGUCCGGAGAGUUUUUUAGGACUUCGUGCGAUGUUUUAUAUCCUUGUUACACAGCGUGAGCAGUGUGACGAAAGCUGAGUAAGGGUAGAAAUUAGCCAUUGGAAGCUACUUAGCAAGUGCGUUCGUCUGCGCCGCAAAUCUCACCGACAAUAUUCAAGAACGAGCAAGACGUCGUUAUGAUGUAUGUCUAUUAACUUCGCCAACAACAUACUCUGGUUAUAUGGUUAAGUAGAUUUGUUUAUUUAGAGAACGAUGCAAUAUUUGCUUUUCGUGGAAACAGUUACUUCAGAUUGGUUUUCGACGGCACAAAAGUUCUCAUACUAAAUAAAAUAAAUUCUAAUUGAGCUAGAAUUACUAUUAAGGUUUUCUUUUUUUUUCAGCAAGUUAACUGGGAAACCUGGCACAUCUUUGAGUAAGAUAUUUUAAAAACACGACUUAUUUAAAAUCAACGGAUGUAAAUAUCUGUUUGUUACUGUACUAAUUGUAGCUAAGUCGCUCGUGCGUGACGCAGAUUAGGGAGCGAGCCUGUGAGAUUUAAUUUCAGCUCGUGGUAAUUUUGGUGUUUCAUAGUUUGUUUUACCUGUGUAGACAAUAUUUAACAUUAAUAUAUAUUUUUAAAACGCCUCAAACCGCUAAAAAAGCAAAACCCUUAUGUUUUAUGUACAAACUUUGGCCGAGGAGUUAAUUUAUUCAAUAGUGCUUUGUUAUGUAGAGUUGUAGAUUUCAAAGGCGCUCAAUUGGAAUUUUAUCGAAUUUUGAUCGGCGUUCAUGCAAAAGUGCUACUAGAUCCUAAAGAUUUAAGACCGUAGACCUAAAAAUCAAUGACUGAACUGUCUUUGGUUAUAAUAUCAGAGGAUUUGAAGAACUACCGGUCAGCUUUUUUCGUCGCUGAGUUUGGAUUAUUUUACACCUUCGCGUAAAUGAGAAAAGUGUGUCUUCUUAAUCGGGUCUCAGUUCGCUCACAAAUAAGCAGAGAUAAAAAUAAUUCCCAUGGUUUGACUAAGGAAGAAUCAAUGUAUUCAAUUAUACUGAAGAAAGAUUCACAGCUAUGUAAACGUCUGUGUAGCGAGAAGCUGAAAAGUGUAAAAUUUCGAGUUUCCGCCAGGUGA
Molecule: messenger RNA, 2236 nt
Organism: Pocillopora meandrina
Lineage: Eukaryota; Metazoa; Cnidaria; Anthozoa; Scleractinia; Pocilloporidae
Source: the annotation of a GenBank genome assembly